Messenger RNA from Pseudogymnoascus destructans, 2914 nucleotides. RefSeq names its product ERMES complex subunit (gene MDM34). Lineage: Eukaryota; Fungi; Ascomycota; Leotiomycetes; Thelebolales; Thelebolaceae. The record is from RefSeq and is a predicted model, not a curated record. Gene Ontology annotation, biological process: phospholipid transport; mitochondrion organization. Gene Ontology annotation, molecular function: lipid binding. Gene Ontology annotation, cellular component: ERMES complex. The coding region runs from base 676 to 2391 and encodes 571 amino acids. The transcript is spliced from 2 exons.
GUCCGAGGUACUGAUAUGUCUGACGUAUUAAUAAACCACGUUAUUUAUUUUUAUUUUUAUUUUUGUAUUAUUUUUGUUUUUGUAGGUCAAGAAAAUUUCUCUUAGUCAGUCAAAUGCAAUGACACCUAGUGACGACCCAUCGGAUGUUUUUUUUGUUUUUUGUUUUUUGUUUUUUGUUGGACAUGUGGCUUACCUAAUGCGGUCCAAUGACGAUGGGGAGCCCCAAGCUAUUUUUUUGGCUGGUGUUUUUUGCCGCCGUUUGCCGUAUUUUGUAUAUCCGAAUUCUUCCCUGUCUGUUCGCAGAGCUGUGCAUGGAACAACCGAAACCUGGAGAUCACUCACUGCACUAUUCCCUUUUCCUUCCUCCCUAUCUCCACCUUCCGUCAUCCUUCAUCUUCAUCUUCAUCUUCAUCUUCAUCUUUAGAAUCCCUCUGUACGAUACUGUACUUACCCGUGGCUGUUUUCGUCAAGGAUAUUAAAUUUAAUUCCGCCGCGCAUCUAUCACGUUCACAGAUACAAUCACGCGACCCUUGUCAAAGACGAAAGAACCCGAUAUCGAAGAAGUCUUUGCGAUAAAGGUCUUCAUCCUCUUCUGUCGCAUACGAGACAAACAACCUCGCAGAAUCACAGAAUCGCAGAAUCGCUUCAUCCAUCGUCUAAUGUCUGCACCUCACCAUGGCCUUCAACUUCAACUGGUCGCCGCUGACGGCAGACGCCGAGUUCUACCUGCGCGCGCAGGAGAUGCUCACGACCGCGCUCAAUAAGAACCCGAAGCCUCCGAUUAUCGUCGAUGAUAUCCUCGUCAGCGAACUGAAUCUGGGCUCCGUCCCGCCGAAUCUGGAGAUACUGGAGAUUGGGGAUCUUGCCGAGGACCGGUUUCGCGGUAUCUUCAAGAUGUGCUAUUCCGGCGACGCCUUCUUGACUCUCAAGACACGAGUCCAGGCAAACCCGAUGAAUACGUACCUAUUUUCAAAACCAUCGUUUACUUCGCCACAACCUCUAGCUGCAUCGUCUGGAUUAACGAUUCCCUUGAAAAUCACCUUAUCGGAUAUCAAGCUAUCGGCCUUCAUCAUCCUCGUCUUCUCCCGCCAAAAAGGGUUGACGUUGGUGUUCCGCAAUGACCCGCUAGAAUCCAUCAAGGUCUCGUCGACAUUCGAUUCCAUACCGUUCGUGUGCGAGUACCUCCAGAAAGAGAUCGAGAUACAACUGCAGACGUUAAUGAUGGAAGAGCUACCCGCCAUCAUCCACCGACUGUCGCUCCGACUGUGGUGCCCGGAAUAUGCUGCGAAGGAAGAGGAAGAACGACUGGCAGAGGAGAAGCUAAAGGAAGGCGAGGUUGCGACCGACCCUCUCGCGAGCCCACCACAAGAUGCCGUCGACUCACACGGGAACGUGUUUGAUUCUCGUGAGAUAUCAUCGCUAUCUCUUGAGGAUGGCGUUGAAGGCCACUCGCUAUUCUCGCAAAAGAACCUCCUUCGACUGGGCGUGCUGAGCGACUCACAACGCACCUUCUCCCUCUUCACACCCGCCAUCCGCGACGCAGUCUUCCGAGCAUGGGCCGGCCCAGGCGAUCGCGGCGACGGUUUGGCGAUCACCCCCCCCACCCUGAUGCGGACCCACUCGGCCGUCUCCAACGGUGCUACAACCUACACCUUCUCCGACCAUGAGAGCGAAGGCAGUCUCCCCCCUUCGCGCCCCUCUCUCAGCCACCUUCCCUCCGCAACAACUGGGCUCAGUCUAGGCGCCGGCCGCCAUCGCACUCACGGCCGCAAGAAGCGCCACCGCGUCGUCAACCUACGUAAGCAGGUCCUGAACGACACACUCAGCGAAGGCGGUGACUCCGAGAUCACCGACACCGAUUCCUCUGUCAUGGGCGGCUCCGAACCGAUCGUGUCCACGCGCAUCACCGAGACGCCAGACGAGGAACCCAUCACCCCACCCCACUCCCCACAAGUCCGCUUCCGCCCCCGCCUGGACAGCAUCGACCUCGGCGAGACCCCGCGCACCGUCCGUCAAGUCCCACCCCGCGCCGCCGCACCCGUCCCAACCACCGCCCACACCGCCCUCGCCAACGCAAUGGACACCCCCCUCCCCUCCAUCGAGCCUGCGUCCCCCCUCUUCCCACAACAACGCACAGCCCUCCAGCGCGCCUUCCCGCGCGAGAAGUCCCCCAGCGACUACAUCCGCCGCGGCUCGCAGAUGAGCAGCCUCAACAACUACUCACUUUCCCCGUAUGAGGGUGCCGCACAGGGCGGCAUCAUCGAGCAGGCGUGGACGAUGAGCAUGGCAGCUGAGCUAGCGCGGCGCGCGCACCUGCGCAAGCAGGCUGAUGGGAGUGAGUGGGGCAGCGAGAGGCGCGAUGAGACGCCUCCUCCAGCUUAUGGGGUGUGAAUGAAGUGUUGCCGGGCUGAUGGGUUGUGUUUUGAGAUUGUGGGGACUUUCUUUUAGCGUUGAGCGAGUUUAGCUUGUCGAGCUUUGACUUUGCUCCCCAUCACCACUCUUGGGAAAUACGGCGUUUUUUGUGUGUUUUAGCUAGCGAUUUUUCUUUACUAGCAUUUCUGUUUCUGAUUUUUUUUUUCUUUUUUCGAGGGGCGUUUUUGGGGAAUUUGGGUAGGUCCAGGAAUUGACCGGACUGGGAUGUCUGUCUGUCUUUACAAAUUAUGGGAUAACACCGGCGUGUGCUCCUAGAGGGGAGGAAAUGAUGAAUUGGGGUUAUUUUGUGUGAUAUGGUGUACAAAAGGGGAAAAUUAUGGGUUAUUGGAUGGAGGAGGGGACUUGGUGUAUAUUUUUAUGGAGGAUGGGAUGGUAGAUUGGGGAUGUGCUCGAAGAUAGAGCAGCUGGAGAGAGUGGAGAGUGAUACUCAAUGAAGACGUUGUACACUGUAUUCCACGCUUUGUAUCAGUAUAUGUGACAG